GCAUGAUUGGCCAUGCAAAUUUUUGCAAGAUUUUAAGUCAACUGUGAAAACUUCCUUUUUUUUAAAUCUUCGGGUACUCUUACUUUAGGAGGGAUGGUGUGUGCUGCAGACUGCUGUAAGUGGAUUCUUUAAGAUAUCAAGCUUUAGUGCCACAUGAAAAUGAAUGCUCAGACAGUCCUGUGGUUGUUAUUUCUGGCUCUAAUAAAAAAUUUGUCUUGUGCCGACAAACCAAUCCUCUUCACACUAGAAGACAGUCACCUGACUGCUCCAGAAGGGUCCUGCAUUGAAAUCAAAUGCAGAGUCACUCAUCCUAUUAAUGAUCUUGAUGCAUACUGGUUUUGGAUGAAGAAUGCAAGUUGGAAAGACAACAUAUUGUCUGGCACUGUCAUUUACAGCACAAAUAGAGCAGAACGUCGUGUCAGUCCAGACUUUGCAAACAGAGUGAAAUAUAUCGGCUCUCCAUCUUCAAAUUGGAACAAUCAUCCUCAACGCUCACCAAAGCCACUGUGUAGUAUUUUAAUCUGCAACCUAAAAAAAACUGACAGUGGAGACUAUUCUUUCAGAUUUCAAGGAAGGGUAAAGUGGAUGACUGAAAAAGUGACCCUCACUGUUCGAGAAAAUCCAUGCCCAAUCACUUUUGAGGAACCACCUGUCGUAAACGAAUCUGACAACAUAACACUCAAAUGCUCCACUUCAACUUCAUGUCGUUCAAACCUACAAAUUCAAGAUUCGACACAAAUGUCCUCAUCACUGCCCUCAGAGCUUCAACAAAUACGGGGAGAACCGGAAAGCACCACGCGCAAAUUUACAAUCAACUGGCAGGAUGACGGAAAGAAGUUUUCAUGCCAAACAGAAAAUAAUGAAGACAAAUAUUUGGUUCGGAAUAUCACAAUGAAUGUUGAAUAUAGUCCCAAAGAGGUGUUGGCUGAAAAAAGCCCUGGAAACGUCGUGGAAGGACAAUCUGUGACUCUCACUUGCUCUGCCAAAGGACGUCCUGUCCCCACCUUUACCUGGUUUAAAAACAAUCAAAAGGAAGUAAAGGCAACAGAGGCAGUAUGGGAGAUCACAUCAAUUGAGGAGUCACAGAAUGGAGAAUACCAUUGUGAAGCUCAAAACAAACGUGGGACAAUUAAAUCAAAACCAGUCUCUAUUAAUGUUACAUAUGCGCCUGAAGUUGAGUUGAUCGGGUCGCCUGCUUCCGUGGUUAAACAAGGAGAUGAAAUGACUUUGACGUGUAAUGUGAAGAGAAGCAACCCACAACCUAACACCUACGUUUGGUUUAAAAAUGGGAAAGUUAUUGGUCAUGAGCAGACACACCGGUAUGUUGUUGAAAGAAUCGAGCCUGAGGACAGAGGCUCCUACACAUGUACAGCCACUAACACUGUGGGCACUGGACAAUCAACACCACUUGAGAUUCAAGUUGAAUAUGGCCCGAGGAAGACAAACAUUUCCAGCAGUAAAGAGGAUAAAAAAGUGAAAGUUGGUUACUCUCUGAUAUUCUAUUGUACCACUGAUGCCAAUCCUACCCCGUUGAGAUAUUCCUGGUACCGAAACAACAACCAUAAACAGAUUGACUCCUCGCAGUGGAAGUCCAAUACAACUCCUGAAAAUGAACUACGUUUGGAGAGGGUACAAAGAGCAGAUGAAGCAUGUUACACGUGCAACGCAACCAACCGCAUCGGUACAGGGGAGGAUAGUGAGCCGGUGUGCAUACAAGUACUCUAUGCUCCAACCGAACCCACACUGACCAUGGCUACUGAGGUCAGGGAAGAUCAAACCACCACCAUCAGAUGCACUGUUGAAAGUUUCCCACCGUCAACUCUCACCUUGAAAAGGACUUCCGAAUCAGAUUCUCAGUCUUCAGAAUGGCAUUUCACUGAACCCGAUAACUAUUAUGGGUCCCCCAACACUCUCGUACACACAUUUAAUGUCACUUCAACCCACAAAGGCUUUUAUACCUGUGACGCCACGAACAGCGAAGGUUCAAAGAUGAGCACAGAAAGGAAGUUGGUGGUGAUAUACCGUCCCAAAGGCGUGACCGUACAAGCUGAGCCUGCCCUUGUUGUGAAUGAAAACCAGUCGUUGACGCUAAAUUGCAGUGCCGAGUCCCACCCACCGGUGACCUCUGUCACCUGGAUGAAGAUGAUUGAUGGGAAGAGUGAAAUCCUCCGGGAGAAUCAGACCUUCACUGUAAAGUCUGUCGGUCCUUCUGACAGCGGACUGUACAGCUGUACAGCCAGAAAUGGCUUUGGAACUGGAAACUCACAGCAAGCUGAGGUUAAAGUCAAGUAUGCUCCAAAACACACAAAGAUCACGAGAACAGCCGAGCAGCAGCAGCCUGACGGGACGAGGUCUGUGACGCUGAGCUGCAGCAGUCAAAGCUAUCCCCCCGUCACAGAUUAUUCAUGGUACAGGAAAAUGACGGAAAGGGAUGAAAGAGUGUCCGAGCAUCAGAAGCACACAGUGUAUUCAGACCAACCGGGAGACUACUACUGCACUGCAAAAAAUGAAAUAAAUCAAAGCUCGUCUGACCCACUCCCUCUGUUUCAUAGAGGCUUGAUUAAGAAACUGCUCAUCGUCCUUUUUUUUAUUAUCCUGCUCAUCCUUAUCUUAAUUGUCUUGGUCUUCAGACACAAGAGGAAGAAAUCAAGUCGACAAAGAACUACGAACACACUGCCCUGUUUUGGUUUUCUGGCUUGGUGGAAUGGCGCCAGGAGGAGGAAUCUGAUGAACGACCGUGGUGUGGCAGAGCCUUUCAGGAGCAGAGAUGACCUCUUGCCAGACCAGCCGCGCCGUCCAAAUGCCCAACGAUGCCAGCCUCGUCCAGACAACACGCCUGCAUCCAACAUCAACAGUGUUUACUGUACCGUGAAUCUGCCCACCGGACAACACGGUCCGUCUGCACAAAAGCCAAUCAGAAAGCAAGGUGGACACACACAGGAUGAUCCUCUCAACUACGCGUCUUUACACUUUGAAAAUACGCAAAAGAGCAAACUGGCAAAAGCGGAAGACGAUCUGUAUGCUAAGGUGUACAAAAAAAACCCACCUACGCAGAAUGAAGAAAGGCACGAGGACUACGAGAACGUCAGUGCAGCAAAAGCAGCCAGAUCUCCGAGUCCAUUGAACUAUGACACAGACACCAGUGAGGACGAAGUAGAGAUCAAUUAUUCACAGGUGAGCUUCAAGGCAAAUCCUGGACAUCAGAGAGCUGGUAGAGCCUCGAGUAGCUCGUCUGAUGAAGGGGAGACACAGUACUCUAAGGUCAAAAUCUGAGACUCUUAUUUUACCUUAAGCUGAGCAUACACUGUACGAUUUUAGAAAUGUUGUUGUGUAAUUCCUACUCCUAAUGUACGAGUAGAUUGUGUGCGAUGUGAAGCCAAAGCUCACGAUUUAAGUGCUCGCACUGUACGGUCCGAUCGUCAGCCUCAACCUGAGUGGAAAAUAGAAA
Sebastes umbrosus (honeycomb rockfish) is the source of this 3448-nucleotide messenger RNA. RefSeq lists its product as uncharacterized. The record is from RefSeq and is a predicted model, not a curated record. Bases 154 to 3273 code for a protein of 1039 amino acids. The transcript is spliced from 17 exons. Lineage: Eukaryota; Metazoa; Chordata; Actinopteri; Perciformes; Sebastidae.